AUGGCGGCCGCAGUGCUCCUCCGCGGGACAGCCCCGGUCCGCGGCGGCUCCGUCUGGGGCUUGCGACUAUGCGCUGUCCCGAGGCGCCGCCUCACGCACAGCGCAGCCCGUCCCAGCAGUGACAACGCCAUCGCCUCAGCCUGGACUUGCUUCCCUCUUAGCGACCGCGCCCUACUGCGCGUGCGCGGCCCGGACUCGGUGCCCUUCCUCUCGGGCCUACUAACCAAUGAGCUGCCCCUUCCGGGUCCCGGGGACGGAACGACCCAGCCUUCGGCGCGUGUGGGCUACGCCCACUUUCUCAACGUCCAGGGCCGGACGCUGUAUGACGUAAUUUUGUACCGGGUUCAAGAGCAUGCAGCGGUGACAGGCUUCUUCCUUGAGUGUGACAUCUCUGUCGUGGGCACAUUGCGGAAGCACCUUAUGCUCUACCGGAUCCGGCGGAAGGUGGAGGUGGAGCCCUGCCCGGAGCUGGACGUGUGGGCCAUACUGCCUAGCACUCCCGAGGCCCAGGGGUCCCAGACCCUGCAGGAGAAGGCAGAGGGAGCCACGAUCCUUGUCGCUGAUCCCAGGACAGCUUGCAUGGGCUGGCGGCUCCUUACUCCAAGGGAGAACUCUGCCCUGCACCUAGUGCCUGGCAGCUGCCAUGGAGACCUCAGGGAUUAUCACAAGCACCGGUACCGGCAAGGCAUUCCAGAGGGAAUACGAGACCUCCCCCCGGGAGUGGCUCUGCCUUUGGAAUCCAACCUGGCCUUCAUGAACGGAGUCAGCUUCACCAAGGGCUGCUACAUCGGCCAGGAGCUGACUGCCCGCACCCACCACAUGGGUGUCAUUCGCAAGCGCCUCUUCCCUGUGCAGUUAAGUGGCUCACUCCCAGCAGCUACCAUAGAACCGGGUACCUCCAUCCUCACUGAGUCAGGAAAGGCAGCCGGGAAGUUCAGGGCCAGUGAGGGCAACGUGGGACUGGCCCUGCUGCAGACUGAGAAAAUUAAGGGUCCUCUUCACAUCAAAACUUCUGAAAAUGGUCAUGUGGCCUUAACUGCUUCAGUGCCAGACUGGUGGCCUAAAGCCAGGCCUCACUGUCUCUACAUCGUGGCCUUGCUGAUGGAAUCUUGGGAUAAGGGUGCAGCCAGCUAG
This is a messenger RNA of Elephantulus edwardii (Cape elephant shrew), 1134 nucleotides long. RefSeq names its product IBA57, iron-sulfur cluster assembly homolog (S. cerevisiae) (gene IBA57). Gene Ontology annotation, molecular function: protein binding. Bases 1 to 1134 code for a protein of 377 amino acids. Gene Ontology annotation, cellular component: mitochondrial matrix. The record is from RefSeq and is a predicted model, not a curated record. The transcript is spliced from 5 exons. Lineage: Eukaryota; Metazoa; Chordata; Mammalia; Macroscelidea; Macroscelididae.